Messenger RNA from Bufo gargarizans (Asiatic toad), 1437 nucleotides. It is a transcript of the gene UBE2W, whose product is annotated as ubiquitin conjugating enzyme E2 W. The transcript is spliced from 6 exons. The record is from RefSeq and is a predicted model, not a curated record. NCBI's taxonomy places the organism in Eukaryota, Metazoa, Chordata, Amphibia, Anura, Bufonidae. Bases 83 to 538 code for a protein of 151 amino acids.
UGCGCAUGCGACGAAUGUCUUCGGCCGUGCAGGUCACGUGUGGUGUGAUGUCACCGCAGGCGGGAGGGGGCGGGUACACAUCAUGGCGUCAAUGCAGAAGCGGCUGCAGAAAGAACUCUUGGCUUUGCAGAACGAGCCUCCACCAGGAAUGACCUUAAAUGAAAAGAGCGUUCAGAAUUCCAUUACGCAGUGGAUUGUAGAUAUGGAAGGCGCUCCAGGAACUCUGUACGAAGGCGAAAAGUUUCAGCUUUUAUUUAAAUUCAGCAGUCGAUACCCUUUUGAUUCUCCUCAGGUCAUGUUCACUGGUGAUAAUAUCCCUGUCCAUCCUCAUGUGUAUAGCAAUGGUCAUAUCUGUUUAUCUAUUUUAACGGAAGAUUGGUCUCCUGCGCUGUCGGUGCAGUCAGUUUGUCUUAGUAUAAUCAGCAUGCUGUCCAGCUGCAAAGAAAAGAGACGACCUCCAGAUAACUCAUUUUAUGUAAGAACAUGCAACAAAAAUCCAAAGAAAACGAAAUGGUGGUAUCAUGAUGAUACAUGUUGAUGCCAGCCUUGCGCCCCUCUAGAUGAAGAUGAAUCCUGCUGAAAAACAAGCACUUUGAUCCUUCAAGUCUUUGAACUUUUACCUUUUGACAAGAGGUGACUGAAUGAAAAGAAGACUUCUUCCUUUUUACUGCAUUUUUACUAGUGUGCAUUGUGACGCAUGUUGCUCGCUGUCUGAGCCCAUGCAGCUGACAUGCUUUGUAAGUCACACUGGAGAAAUGCAGGUGUCGGGAUGAAAUUCCAUUUUACUUUCUCUUAUGCUUUCCAAGAUUUCCCAGGUCCUCAUGUAUUGUGCAAUAACACUUCUAAAUGCAUGAUAGGGCCUUCUGGACGUGGGAUAAGAAGGAAAACUUCCAUUACAUUGCCAUCCAUGACAUCGGGAUACUAUGCACUGUUACUCUAAAAGAAAAAUGGCGGCAUGGCUCCACCUGAAGGACUGCGAAACAGGACCCCUGUAUAUUUAUUCUCUUGUUUCCUUAUGUCAGGUUAUUUGUGAAUGUCUUCUGAUGAGUGCAAUGGACCGGUACCGCAAAAUAAAUCUCAGACCCAGGAGGUGACAUACCUAAGUUGUAUAUAGUAUAGAUAAAAUUGUGUGAUACCCUAGGCUUUAGGCAAAGCGUACCCGCUGCCUAUAUAAAACCAUUUUGUUAGGACCGAUUUAUAAAUUAAUAGGUCAUUCUGCCGUAUAUAAUCUGGAUUAGUGACUUCACCGAAAUAUGAGACUGGAAGUGCCUCAUACCUUGGUGAAGUCGUGGGCGCUGUUCUCAUGAGUUGUCUACAAAAUGGCGGUACACUUUAAUCAGGGCUUUGUAUUGGUAGGGGUGAUGAGAUGAUUGAGCUGCAGUCUUUACAUAGGCCUAAGUACCAUAUUAUAGUUUUUUUUUUUUUUUUUUUUUUUUU